AGCAGAGAGUGCUGCAGUGCGAGCGCAGCGGGAGACUCGGACGCGGAGAGAGAGAGAGAGAGAAAAAAAACACACACAUACACACAUACACACACGCGCAUCAGCAGCCUUAUUGGCGAAACUUGGUCUAUGGAGAGAUCUGCAGCGGCACCGUAGCGACGCAGGCCGACAUGGAAGAGUAUUUGCGGAGGGUCCAGAGCAGACUCGGGGCUGAUGCAUCAGAGGAUCCCAUCCACGCUGUUUUAGGUGGACCAGAACCAAAUUCUGAUACUGUGGCUGCAACACUGUGCUUAGCCCUACACCUCAGCCAGAAAGAACCGUCUGGUAGACUGUGUCUGCCAGUGUUGUGUGGCCAGCGAUGUAACGCUGUGUUGCCCGGGGAGACGGUGAGGUAUCUGCAGAGGGUGAAAACAUGUGAGAGUUUGCUGCUGUGGAGAGAGGAUGUAGACCUCGUGAAGCUUCAUCACACAGGAAAACUCUCACUCACACUGCUGAGAGAUGGACUUCUAGAUAGCUCUGAGUACCACACUUUGGAGUCCAGCAUCCUGCGAGUGGUCCAUCACCAGCAAGACACAGGGGAUGAUGGGGCAUUGUCCGCGGUGACGACAGUCGCCAGGGAGAUUCUUCAAGAGGCAGCGGAGCACAUCAGCGCAACGCUGGGGGAGACUCUCGGAGAGGCCUUGCGGCUACAAAGUGAGGCUUUGUGGAUCAACCAUGGCCGUCGGUCAGCACAACUGGAGGAGCUCAUGAGAUCCUUGGAACAAUGGAGUGACACCACGGCAGGUCAACCUGAUGAGGCGAAGCUACAACACUUGGAGCAGCUGCUUACAACGGAGCUGAAGGAGUUUUCCGACGGAGAGAUGACCAUAGCGCUGUCUUCAGUGACCACAGAUAAGGAGAACUGGCAUGGUUAUGUGGACAGGCUGAAAUCAUUCAGUCAUCGCCAUGGCCAUGAUGGUCUGGUGGUUCUCUUGUCCAUCGAUGAUACAGUUCAACAUCCCUGCCAACAGGUGGCUGUCUACUCAAACAACACAGAUAUCCUAAACCAGAUCUGCUGUGAGUUGGAAGAGUUUUUCAGCUGGUCUCUUUCUGGUGAACUGGAGGCUAGGGGAAAUUUCCAGGUCUACCACAUCCCUAUAAACACCUCCUCAUCCUCUGGUACUCCUCCUCUACUGGAGGAAGAAAUGCAGGGCCUCCUCAAGGACUUUGUGGACCGGCGGAGCUCUGUAUUAGCCUGCCAUCCCAGCAGUAGGACCUCUUCCACGGAGGGAAUAGCAGGCAGUGUGGAGUUCUCCCAGGGAUCAUCUGGUAUCAAUGACAUGGAUGGUUCUGACAUAGAGAGGGCUGAGGGAGUCAGUGGAGAUGUGGUAGCAAUAGCAAGGGUGAUGACAGAUGGUGAAGAGGACACAGGAGCUGUAGGAGUCAAUGCUGGUGGGGAGCUAGUGAGCCCUGACAGCGGUAUGACCACCAUCCGCAGCAGCCGGUCCUCCAAGGAGAGUUCAGUGUUCCUUAGUGAUGAUAGUCCAGUCGGUGAGGUUAUAGCAGGAGGUCCAACAGCAGGGCCAGGAGGACUCUUCCUGAGAAACCUCUCUCCCCUGGGGUUGUCAUCUCUCUCCCCUCCUGUCCCACCUGAGAGGAGGAAGCACCACUCUAGCAGAAAUAGGAGUGACAACUUUGACCUGUUUAGUUUUGACCCACUACAUAGCAGUGACCAGUCUUUGCCAGCAGGAAGGGAACUGGCAAAUUCUGAAGUAAGAGGAGAUGAGGGAGAAAGAAAAGCAGGGAGCUCCAACUUAUCAGAACUUGAAGAGUUGAGCUUGCUGGAUUUCUCUGCUCCAAAUUCACUGGACGGGCUUGAAAGUAGAAAUUCUUCAAUUGACCACCAUGGUCAAAUUCAUGGGAAUGAGAUGAUUGAGACUGUGGUACCUCCAACUCCAGUUAACAGCCUGGUAGGUAGCUGCCCACCCAGCAGUUGCGGGGUAAGGUUCUUCCCAGAAGAUAUAGCUGAAAGGAUCAAUGGCCUACAGCACAAGGACAGUGUGUCGUCAUCCUUGUCAGAGACGUGGGAUGAACUUGGCUUUGAUACACAAGGAGCAUUGUCCUCAAGUGAUAAUAAUGCCUGGAGUAGGACCAUGGAAUCUGAGAGCCCUUUGAAUAUUAUAGAGGAAGUUGGAGGCAAAGAGUCAAUCAUUGACAUGAGAGAAAGAGAAAGCAGGGAGGAUAACUUAAAGUCAGAGAAUGCCCACCAGAGGGGAAAGAGCCUUGAACCUCAGCUUAGUCUGGUCAUCGAGCAGACUGAAUCAUAUGAAAACUGGAACCAAGAUUCUGUGCUGAAGGAUCAGUGGAACCCUGUUACUUUGGCUGAUCUGCAAUUGACACCACCAGAGGAGGAGGUAAAUGGAAAAUGUAAAGCUGGUAUCAUUGAAAAAACAGCCUCUUUGUCAAGGAAGAAAGCAAUCCUAAAGACUAUAACACCAGACACAUCUAAAGAUGAGGACGAAGGGGUCCAAGGAAAAAAAGGAGAACGACAGAUGGAGCUCCUAGACUUUUGGACGUAUUCAGCUCAAAAUGGAUUUCUCAAAUCUGAUAGCGGAACCACCACGUCUUACCCAGAAUCACUAGACAUGUGGAAUAUGACAAUCCGGGAUGACAGUCUAUCACCUCUCACAACCCCUGACAACUUCUCUGAAAACUCAGGUUCUUUCUCUGGGGUGAACCACAGUUUUGUGGGUGGCACAUCUGUCGAAAGUCCACCAGGAUUCUCUGACGGUGGAAUGGAGAUGUGGAACACCACCAUACAGGAAGACAGCUCUUCCACUAUAACAAGCCCAGAAGGACCUGAAAAUGGAAAGGACGUUUGUCACAUGGGAUCAAUGGACGCCAGUGAUUCUCCAGAGACACAUGCAAGCAAACAGUUGGAAGAAAAAAAAACUGUAGAAGGGGAGAGAGCUAUGAGUAAUAUAAUUAGUCAGACUCCUGAAGAAGUGGGGUGGACAGGUAAUGAACAUAAUUUGAAAAUAGUCAUAGAGGCUGCAGAAGGUAGAACACAGUGUGAAGAAACAGGGGAUGAGGACAUGCAGACUGUUCAGACCCAACAGUCUAUUAUACAGAUAUUGGCAUCAGAACAUUCAGAAGAUGGGACUUCCCCGUACCAAGGCAUUAACAUGUGGGAUUUACCUGUCCCUGGCAUUGCCACCUCCACCUCAGAAUAUGAAAAUGUAGGAGCUGGUGGGUGGAGCCUGACAUCCUCCCCUGAGACCUUUGCUAGCCCCGUAGUAGACAUGGUACAGCUAGAGGGGCAGUCUAGCCCUUUUAUAGCUGUGACCGAACCUAUUCAGAUAGAUGAGACGCACGAUCAAUACCAGAAGGCUAAUCCCCUGGGAAAGACUGAAUACAGAGCAAUAAUUUCAGAUAAAGAACAGUCAGCCAACCAAGUAUUCCUUUUUGAUGGAACUGGUGAGUUAGGUCACAUGACAAGGAGUGAGGGACGUUCAAUUGAGAGUAAGUACUACAACAAAAGCAGAGAAGGAUCAGAAGAGGCUGACUGGAUAGAGCAACCCAGUCAUUAUUCCCCAUUUGUUAUAGUGGACGGUUCCUCCGUCACUCAGCAAAUCUCAGCCAAUUAUCCUUCAAGUCUAGGAGAAGCUUCUGAGACUCAAAUCCAGACUGACCAAUCAUUAUCCCCAAGUCAUGAGAAUUGCGACAGCUCAGAAUCAGCUUCAUUAUCACAUGAUCUGCCAAUCAAAAUGGCCCACAGUGAUGAUGGAACUACCACUGAAAGCCAAGGGGGGCCUAACAAAAAGAGCAAUGGAAAUGUGGACGGCAAAAUAACAGAAACUAUGUCUCUGAGCUCCAGCUCUGGGGGGAGGGGAGAGACAGUGAAAUAUAGCCCUGACAGCCUUCACCCAGUUAGUCGAGACGAACUCAGGUCCAAUUCUGACGGAGAUUCGUCUUCAGGCCUAGAAAUGGAUUACAUUGUUGUGUCUGGCACAGUAAAAGAACUAGAGAGAGAGCGGCACGAUAGGCCUAAACAGGGUGGCAGGCAAUCAGAAAGAACAAGAAAGUCCAUGGAGACAUUUGGCAUGCUUUUCUAUGCUGCCACAGUACUGCAAACCCAGGCUCAAGCUACACAUAGGAAUCACCAGGACAACAUAGAACAAAGUAGGCAAAAUCAAAUGAGCAGAGGUACUGAGAGUACACUUGGUGCAGAUACAGAGCCAAAUCAAGAAGUCCUAUCCACUCAUUACCAAGCAAAUCUGGAUAAUACCACUGAACAUCACAUGGUGCCAGAAAUGAUCAGUCCCAGUCAAUCAAAAAAUACCUCAGAAGCUUUUCAUCAGUCAGAUUCAAGACCAACAGGUUACAGUCAAACUCAGGUAGAAGAAGGAAACUAUGACAAUAACUCAAGCAUGGUGGCCAGAAGUGUGUCUCCAUCAUUAAGAUAUCCAUCAGAUAUCUUCCUGAAAACCAGAGAGGAAGUUUAUGUCCAUUCCCAAAUCUCGAUGGAAGAUUCAGAUGAGGGUGGGCAGUCACCCUCUGCACCUCCACAAUGUCCGACUUCUUUGGGCGACUUUGAAGACUGGGGGGGUCAGUUAGAGAGACAGGACACACCUCAAACCAUAUCUGAAAUACAAUCCCCUUUACUUACUAACAGUUCAGUAUCCCACACCAGCUCUUUGACUGGCACCCCAUUAAGUGAAUCAGGUAUUUCUACUGAAAGAGGACUUGGAUUACCAUUUUCUGGAGAUUUAAUGGAAGAGGAGAAUGAUGAGGAAGAGCCGGAGGAGGAAACUGAUAUAGAGCACAUUACCUUGACAAAACGGACGCCGGAAGUACAAAGUGAGACAGAAGAAAGACCACAUUUAGGAUCUUGUGAUCUGCUAAGUUUCACUGAGGAGCUGAGUGGAGGUUCAUCACUUCAACAAACAGAUUUACAAACACUUGAUCUUAAUCAGGACAGGUUCCUACAGAAUACAGUGGAUUACUAUGAUAGACAACCUAUAAGGACUGUUGAACGUCAUAGACGGUCUAAUGACCAACAGUUUGGAAGCCUUGAAGCUUCUCAAGAUAGCUAUUCACUUGUUUUAAGAAGAAACCAAGAUGUGACAUCCCGGCAGCCAUCCCAGCCAACCAACGAGAAUGCUGCAUUUCAGUGGACAGGAAGUCAGAAUGUAACUCAGGGUCAAACCCAGUAUGGCUACAACUACCACCACAUUGACCAAAGAACUGAAAACCAGAGCACGCACUCAGCCUGCGUAGAUACCAAAUCCAACGGCCAGCAAAACACCACAGAUGUCUAUGCUGAGUUUACAACUGAUGCCAAAGCCAUACAGUACGGGUCUGAGGAGGCUGAGAGCUAUUAUGAUGCUGGAGCUAAGACCGAGUACAGCUUGGACGAUCCAGAUUCCAAGUGUCAGUACGUAGCUGAAAGCCAGUAUGGAUAUGACUCCAACUCCAUAUGCGCUUCUGAACUUCAGUGCUCUCAGUAUCAAGCUGAUGGCCAGUGUCAGUAUGAGACAGAUGCUCGAUACCAGUUUGACAGACAGCCAUUUUACCAAUCAGAUCUCCUCCCUGAGAGUGAAGAUCAUGCGCAGUAUGUGCCGGAGGCAUAUGUUCACUUUCUCCUGUCAAGACACUCCCAACAGACAGACAAUGCAGCAGGAAUGAUGAUAAAGAUGGCCUCCAGUGAGGAAGCUGCUGAGGAGAUGGAUAACAGAGAAGACCCACCCUCCUCGGCAGAUCUAUCGAGCAGCUCUAAUCAAAGGAGAAAGUUGGCAGCUCCGCCAAUGGACGUGUCACUGGACCGCAGUGAUGGGUCUCUUCUCUCAGAGGAUGCUCUGGACACAGAGGACGAGGCCUCGGAUACUGGAGAUGACCUGGAUGUCAACGUUGAUGAGCUGGACACACCUGAUGAGGCUGACUCACUGGAGUUCAACAGACAAGGGGACUCAGAGAAGUCUAAUCUGGGUGCAGGAGCAGCUUCAAGUGAUGCCAUCGCUGGACACAGAUCAGCUGAGGAGAGCAGGGAUAGCAGACUGUGGAGGAGCGUGAUGAUAGGAGAGCAGGAGCAUCGCAUUGAUAUGAAGUGCAUUGAGCCAUACAAAAGAGUCAUCUCUCAUGGAGGUUAUUACGCUGAACAGAAUGCCAUCAUCGUGUUUGCAGCAUGUUUCCUACCGGACAGCGACUGCGACAAUUACAAUUAUGUAAUGGAAAACCUUUUUCUGUAUGUAAUAAGUACCUUGGAACUAAUGGUAGCAGAAGAUUACAUGAUUGUCUAUCUGAAUGGCGCCACACCUCGCAGGAGGAUGCCUGGUUUUGGCUGGAUGAAAAAGUGCUACCAAAUGAUAGACAGAAGACUGAAGAAAAACCUUAAGAUGUUCAUCAUUGUCCAUCCUUCCUGGUUCAUACGGACUUUGCUGGGAAUAACAAGACCCUUCAUAAGCUCCAAGUUCAGCAGUAAGAUCAAGUAUGUGAAUAGCCUGCAGGAGCUUGGGGAAAUCAUCCCAAUGGACUAUGUCCACAUUCCACCCAGUAUCGUCAAAGCUGACAAGAAGGGGAACUCAGCUGUUUGACAAUUACCAGAUACCUGGAUCCUGCCUAUCCUCUCCCUGCAAUAUGCUGUACCCUACCUCAGCACGUCUGAAUAUAAGCAAGCCUGCAGCAUGAUGUGUACGGCAUCAGUGGGUUAGAAAGGAAGAUGCUGUGGUGCAAAACAGCAGGCAUUUGCUUGUGAGUGAGGGACAUGAGGGUGCUGAACAUAAUACUGUAUGACUGUCACUGUGCUAAAGGGAAGAUGCUUUAUCCUGUACCACUGUAUGUUACACAGCUCUUGAUUGUGUUCCUCAUUUGGUAGCUUUUGUUUUUAACUUCAUCUUAACUUGAACAAUGCUUUGAUUCUUAUUUCUUCCACUUUGGAGAAUUACUAACUGACUUCGUUACAUACAUGUAUUAAUCUACCCUGUCAGUUGCUACUUGUACCUUUUGUGACACAUUGUAAUAUUAAGUGCGGAUUCUCUGAAGCCAUUGCGAGGCCAUAACCUAAUAGAUGCAAAUAGAAGUUGUAUUACUGCCCAUCUGCUCGCAAAUACACAUUUAUUUCCCCUGGACAGUUGGGAUAUUACUGUACUGUAGCUCUUUCAGUAGAUUAUAAUGUUAUCUAAUUCUAGAUAGUCAAGGUUUACAAAAAUACGAUCCACACCCGAAAAAAUCUCAGUACUAUUCAAGCCUGUGGUUUGUAAUGGCAUUAAAACAGAACGGCCAAGCUGGCUUUUCAAUAGUUUAACAUAGUGUAGCGGGCUACUGUCACAGAGGGUUUUUACAUUAUGUCACUAUCUCACCCAACACCUCAUACAAUCUUAAAAUGGCUAUGAGUAGGCUAUUUUAUUAACAUUGUAUAUCACUGUGAAAAUAUGAGAAACAUCAUGUCAUAAAGGUAGCAAAACAAAAGUAAUGUGUUGCAUGCUUUCAGUUGCUACAAUUUCAGUUUACUCUGAUCUGAUUACUCAUCCACAUGCAGAGUUUGUGUACCAAUGUAAUUUUAGUCCUGGCUUAUCCAGGUUGUG
Messenger RNA from Xiphias gladius (swordfish), 7562 nucleotides. RefSeq lists its product as uncharacterized. Lineage: Eukaryota; Metazoa; Chordata; Actinopteri; Istiophoriformes; Xiphiidae. The record is from RefSeq and is a predicted model, not a curated record. The transcript is spliced from 18 exons. Gene Ontology annotation, molecular function: exopolyphosphatase activity. Bases 171 to 6572 code for a protein of 2133 amino acids. Gene Ontology annotation, cellular component: cytoplasm.